UCAGCCUGCUCGUCAGCUGCGCCGCUGCGCUCGGAGUUGCGUUGUUGCGUAUAUAACUGUGAACACGCCCCAUCCAUUGCUCUGUACUCCAUUUCAAUCUGUUUCAUUUUACUUCGAUUGAUUAUAAACCCUUAUUUUGAGGAUCUCGCAAGGUUCUUAUUCUCAGUUUGGACCUGUUAUAAAUUUUGUAUAGUCCCAAGUGUAAUAUAAUGCUAAUCUUUUAAAUCAGUGGUUGCUGAAGGAGAUUUUAAUAACUAGCCGGUGUAUUUUCCAAGCUAAAUAAUGAAUGACAAUGGUUGCAUACAUCUAAAUAAUUUUAAGGCCGCAAAGGGUACGAACCCUUAUAAAAUUGUGCAUGCAUUUUUCGUGUCAUGCACAUCAUUCGAGGCAAGAAGAUACAAGGCAACAUCAUGCCUGUGCUUCACCUGUGGCAAGCCAGGUCCUCGCAUGCACUCCUGCCUGCAUUGCAUUUACUUUGCCUGCUAUGCGGGCCACAUUCAAGAACAUUCUAAAUCCAAGAAGCAUUUCCUGUAUGUUGACCUGAGCUACGGAAACAUCUAUUGUGCUCAGUGCCAAGAUUACAUCUAUGACCGGGAGUUGAAUGAGAUUAGCAUAUCUCAUAAACUCAAAGAAGCUAAAUCUCUCGGUAUCAGCAUGCCAUUCAUGCCUUGGCUGCCGAACAGCAACGAAGCCAUGGCGCUCCGACGCCUUCGCAAGCGGCGCCUUAUCAGCCCUCACACCACCAUCGGACUGCGUGGACUGCAGAAUUUGGGUUCCACAUGCUUCAUGAAUUGCAUUGUCCAGACAUUGAUUCACACGCCGCUGCUGCGUGAUUACUUUCUGGCUGAGAAGCACAAAUGCAAAGCCCAAGGAUCUGGAAAAUGCCUUGUUUGUGAGGUUUCAAAACUUUUUCAGGAGUUCUACUCCGGUGCAAAAACCCCUCUUACUCUGCACCGCCUGUUGCACCUGAUAUGGACUCACGCUCGUCACCUAGCGGGAUAUGAGCAGCAAGAUGCUCAUGAAUUUUUCAUCGCUACUCUCGAUGUUCUGCAUAGACAUUGCAUGAACGGCGUAGACGAAAACGGAGAGAAGAAGGAGAACGGUCGCUGCAACUGUAUCAUCGACCAGAUAUUCACGGGCGGUCUGCAGAGCGACGUCGUAUGUACUUCAUGCCAUGGAGUGUCCACUACCAUUGACCCGUUCUGGGACAUCAGCCUGGACGUGGCCGGACCCGGUUCGCUCGCGGCUUGCCUGGAGCGCUUCACCCGCGCUGAACAUCUCGGAUCUGCCGCCAAAAUCAAAUGCUCGACCUGCCGCUGCUACCGCGAGUCCACAAAGCAGCUGACGCUUGAAACGCUGCCAAUCGUCGCCAGCUUCCACCUGAAGCGCUUUGAGCAUUCUUCACAAAUUGAUAGGAAGAUCAAUGCGUUCGUAUCGUUCCCGGCCGAGCUGGACAUGACUCCUUUCAUGUCGUCCCACCGUCGCGCCGUGGAUGUUGGCGCCGACAACAACAACGCUCCCGAGGGCGUGUUCGAAGACAACCGCUACUCGCUAUUCGCAGUGGUGAACCACGUGGGCUCGCUGGACGCUGGACACUACACCGCGUAUGUGCGCCAGAUGAAAGGAGGCUGGUUCAAGUGCGACGACCACAUGAUCACACGCGCUUCUCUGCGUGAGGUUCUCGAUAGCGAAGGGUACCUGCUCUUCUACCACAAGACUGUUCUGGAGUAUGACUGUGACGCGGCCUAAGGCGGUCAAGUUAAAAUUAUACAAAAUAUUUAGUCAUUACAUUGUAUUGGAUGCUGUAACGCAUCGUAUCUAUUAGAUGUUUCUAUAUGUAAACAACAAAAUAUUGAUUUUGUUCAAAAACAAAAAAGUCAUCUCCCCUCGUGAUAUUAGUAGUAGAUGUUUCAAAGAUGUCUCAAUGAUCAUCAUGUCGAUGUUUUCUUCGGAAUCAUUCACGAAUUUGUUAGUUUUAAGCUUUAAUGUAAUAUCAAUAUACAAUUACUGUGAGUAGUAAAACAACCAGAAAAAAAACACGGAAGAAUUGCAUUGAGAGAUUUCUGGACUUUAAAUAAUGAUUGCUUUAUUGAGCUGCCAUUCAAUACGUAAUCUCAGCAGCAGAUACUGUUUCUCCUGUAAUACAAAUUCAUAAUUAUUUGACACUAUAAUAUAUGACAUGUUAUUUGAUGUUAGUAUGAUGCACUUGAAAUCAUAUUUACGCUUUUAAAACGUGCAUAUUUUACUUUAAAGGAUCUAAUCAAAUUGUAUUAUAAUUAAUAUGACUAUGAAGUGUAACUACAGACGCUGUGUGCGUAUCAUUCCUAGUAAAAGAUUAUUUUGUGUUUGUGUAUGUAUGAAAUCGUUUUAUUAUUAUUUUGAUCGUUUACGGAACAAACAUUUCGAUCUACCUCGCUGUUAUCACUUUAUUUGCAUUUCACUUCCUUAUUUAGAAAUGUUUGGUAAUCUGAUGUGUAGAUGUAUUUUAUUUUGUGCUAAAAACACAUGAGCGCAUUUCAAACAAAUUUCAUUUCGAUAUUAAAAGUAAUUUGAUUAUCGUUAAGACAUCGGAGUUUUGUAACCUAUUUCGCUAUAUAUUACUGUUCGCAUAAAUUACAGUGAAUGUUAUUGUUAAAAGCUUUCAUGUUUGACUAUUUUCAGCACAUGGGUCAUGCUGCAACAUGUGCGCGGAGUGUUUUAUUUUUGUUCUUUUUUCGCUCAUGUGUAUUUAGCUCGAUGGAUUUAAGUAGUUCGUAACUUAUGACUGAACCGACAUUAGCUUAAUGUGAUAUUUAAUAUUUAUGACUUGUAUUAAAUGUAGUUAGUUGUAUGGAUUUAUAUUUCUGAAUGUAGGAAUAAUUUUGUUUGAUUUAACAUAAUGCUUGGACGUACUAGCAAAUGACGAAACACGUUUGAUAUGCGCCCCCUACAUGUAGUUACUCUACGCUUAUACACAAACUUUAAUACUUAUUAAGAUAGACUACAUUCCCUUAUUUUUAUAUCCCAAAAUCCCUUAUUUUUAUACCCCGUAAUUUGGGAUUUUUUUAUAGUUCCUUCUUAUAGUUAGGAUAUGAUUUAGAAAUUGUAUUAUCCGCCUGUUUUUCACCAUUUGCUAGUAUUAUGAAACAGUUUUGUUUGCAUUUAAUUUUGACUUAAUUAUUUAGGUCCGAGCCUAAUCAAGUGUCGGACGUAUUUAGUCUAUGACUAUUAUGAUGAUGAUAUGACAAGUUCAUUGUUAACACUGUUUAUUUGACUUUAUAACAUUAGCAGAAAAGGUUAGAUUUAGGCAAUAUUAAUUCAAAGCAAUUACAGGUAUGCUUAAAUCAAAAUUAUGUCAAUCUAUACAAUUUUAUUAUAAAUGUUGUGAUCUUGGGAUUUCUUAUCUUGACUAUAUUAUUAUUUCCUGAGGAUUAAUAUUCGAAUAUUAAAAUUUAAUAAACACUAUAAAAAAUAAUGUACUACUGUUAUAUUUAAUCGGUGUUGAAAUAUAUUAACAAAUAAGUUGAUGUUAUAAUGUACUCAAUAAGCAAAUGUUUAAAUCCCGUAAAGACCCCGAGUCUCCAUAUUAUGUAGGUUUGGUGUCUAAUUAUUAUUCAAGUAAUUAAUCUACCGUAAAUUAUACUUCCUGUCGUACACAUAAUGUAUGAAAUAUAAUUUUAUUAAAUGUGAAAUAAAAAAA
Molecule: messenger RNA, 3679 nt
Organism: Trichoplusia ni (cabbage looper)
Lineage: Eukaryota; Metazoa; Arthropoda; Insecta; Lepidoptera; Noctuidae
Gene: not
Product: ubiquitin carboxyl-terminal hydrolase nonstop
Exons: 7
Coding region: 283-1749 (488 amino acids)
Biological process (GO): protein deubiquitination
Molecular function (GO): zinc ion binding; cysteine-type deubiquitinase activity
Source: RefSeq, a predicted model, not a curated record